UAAGCAGAGUAGUAAAAAAUUAGUAUUUCAAUUUACAGUCAUGAAUCUCUCUCCCGGCGAUCGCCGGAACCGAAAUUCGCCGGCAAAAUCCUCCGGCAUCUACUCCACAUUCGUCAUCCACGACGACGUUAAAGAAUCUUCUCAAAGCCCUAACAACGACUCAAACAUCUUUGCCACUAUGCUCCGAAAACCCGACCCGACUGACAACUCCGCCUCCAAUUCCGACGACGACGACGAAUUCCUCCCGCCUCUCCUCAAACGCAUCCCCAAGGACUUCGACGCCUCCGCAAUGGACUUCGACAACGACUACGACGACGACACCAACAUCUCCGGCACUAUGAUCGUCAAAUCGAAUCGCCAUCAGAACUCCUCUCCGUUGCGAAAGCCGAAAGUGUAUGACGACGAUGACGACGACGACGAUGAUGAUGAGAAUGCGAGUGACUUUUCGACUUUUGUGGUGAGAUCUAGUGUGAAGAAGGAGCGAGAGCGAGAGAGACAGGCGUCGGUCUCGGGGACUGUUGGCGGAACUUUUUUGAGACGGAGUGGCGGAGGAGGUGGAGGUGGAGGCGGUGGUAAUUCGAUGAGUAGGGCGGUUGCGAGUAUGCAAGCGUCGAAUUUACAAGAGGAGGAGAGGAAAUUGAGGAAACAGGCUAGUAGUAAAGUGUCUACGAGCUCGAUUCCGGAUAGUGUUACUAGAGAGGAUCCUUCUACUAAGUAUGAGUUGUUACAUGAAUUAGGGAAGGGUUCAUAUGGCGCUGUUUACAAAGCACGGGAUUUGAAAACUUCGGAGAUGGUUGCUAUCAAAGUGAUUUCAUUGAGUGAAGGGGAAGAGGGGUAUGAAGAAAUACGGGGGGAAAUCGAGAUGUUGCAGCAAUGUAGUCAUCCCAAUGUUGUUCGCUACCUAGGGAGUUACCAGGGAGAAGAGUACCUAUGGAUUGUCAUGGAGUACUGUGGUGGUGGUAGUGUUGCUGAUUUAAUGAAUAUUACGGAUGAGCCCUUAGAGGAAUACCAGAUAGCAUAUAUUUGUAAGGAGGCACUGAAGGGUUUGUCAUACUUGCACUCAAUUUUCAAGGUACAUAGAGAUAUUAAAGGAGGAAACAUACUGUUGACUGAACAAGGUGAAGUCAAGUUGGGUGAUUUUGGUGUUGCCGCACAACUGACUAGAACAAUGUCGAAACGCAACACGUUUAUUGGAACUCCACAUUGGAUGGCUCCAGAAGUCAUUCAAGAGAGCAGAUACGAUGGAAAGGUUGACGUCUGGGCCCUUGGAGUGUCUGCGAUUGAAAUGGCAGAGGGUCUUCCUCCAAGAUCGUCGGUGCAUCCCAUGAGGGUAUUGUUCAUGAUAUCCAUUGAGCCAGCUCCAAUGCUCGAGGAUAAAGAGAAAUGGUCUCUUGUAUUUCAUGAUUUUAUUGCGAAGUGCCUUACAAAAGAACCUCGUCUUCGUCCUACUGCAACUGAGAUGUUAAAGCAUAAAUUUAUCGAGAAAUGCAAAACUGGAGCUUCCAUAAUGUUGCCCAAGCUGGAGAAAGCAAAGCAAGUGAGGGCAUUAAUGGUUUUGGAAGCAGAAAAUAUUGCAUCAGGAACGUUUGUUGCAGGAGAUAAUUCAAUGGGAGGCCUAAAAGUGAACGAAGACUAUGGAGAUACUGUCCCAUCCAGACCUCAGGAUGGUCUUUUGGUUGCUAAUGUGUUACAAGUAGGAAGUAUACCCGGGACUGCACCUCAGGGUGCUGAACAGACUGAAGAAGGUGACUUUGGGACUGUAAUAGUCCGUGGUGCUGUUGAGAUGGACAAAACUAUAGAAGGGCCAAAGAUUAAAAAUCAGUCACCUGCUCUGGGACGUAUUGGAAGCACCUUAUUAGGUGGCACAGUGUCUAAAUCAGUUGAACCGUGGGCUGGAGAUGGAACUCAGGUUUCUACAGAUACCCUCAAGAAUAUAGAAGCAAAUGCUGCAGAUACUAUGCAGGCAACAACUCCUGUAUUUCUUACCCCUGAGCAGAAACUAAAGCAAAAUAGCAUUUCUCAGGCGAAUGUUGGAAGUGGAGGUGUAAGCAGUGGCACAUUAAGGAAUGAAACUGUUAGUAGAAAAGCGCUAGAUAAGCUUUGGUCCAUUUAUGCUGCCGGAAAUACAGUACCCAUCCCUUUUUUAAGGGCAACUGAUAUAUCACCUAUUGCAUUGUUGUCAAACAACGUGCUUGGAUGCCGUGAUAGUGGGGGAAAUAUUGCUGUGGAAACAAUGCAGGAGCUCUUUGCAGGUGAUGGGCAAUCUAAAAAGGGAAGGAGUAGGCAAAAUGAGGUUCCCCUUCCUCCAAGUGUGUAUCAAAGACUCACUUCAAGCCCUACUCUUAUGAAUCUUGCCCAGGCUUUAGCUUACCACAAGAUGUGCUAUGAAGAGAUGCCACUUCAGGAUCUCCAAGCGACCCAAGAGCAGCAAACCAUACAAAAUCUUUCUGAUACACUUAGAACUAUUUUAAGAUUAUAGUGAACUAUUUACUGGUAAAGAUAUGUGUAUAAAUAAUUUAAUUUUUUUGUCA
This is a messenger RNA of Daucus carota subsp. sativus, 2531 nucleotides long. RefSeq names its product serine/threonine-protein kinase 1. The transcript has 18 exons. NCBI's taxonomy places the organism in Eukaryota, Viridiplantae, Streptophyta, Magnoliopsida, Apiales, Apiaceae. Gene Ontology annotation, molecular function: protein kinase activity; ATP binding. Gene Ontology annotation, biological process: protein phosphorylation; intracellular signal transduction; regulation of MAPK cascade. The record is from RefSeq and is a predicted model, not a curated record. The coding region runs from base 41 to 2479 and encodes 812 amino acids.